Messenger RNA from Fusarium poae, 516 nucleotides. RefSeq lists its product as uncharacterized. Bases 1 to 516 code for a protein of 171 amino acids. The transcript has a single exon. Lineage: Eukaryota; Fungi; Ascomycota; Sordariomycetes; Hypocreales; Nectriaceae. The record is from RefSeq and is a predicted model, not a curated record.
AUGGUAGACGUCUUCGGCCCUGGUAUUUACGUCUUUGUCUCCAGGAGCCUCUUUACGUGCUAUAAUAAGAUUCGUACCACCGAUGGCAUUAAAAAAGAGGAUAAGUUCCGUGCCAUGGCACUUGCUGUUGCAGACGAGAUCCCUGAGCUUUUGGAAAUCUGCCAGGCAUCGUAUGCGCAUGUCGUUCAGCCCGUCCUGGAGUCCCUUGUUGCUGGUAAUAGCAUGCAAGAUCUUUCCAGGGACUUGAGAGUUCCUGGGGUUCAGAUGGCUACAGACGGCGAUCAACACAGCUUGCGAAAAAUGUCCAUUCCAGAACUACUCGGUAUUUGUAUAUCUCUACGAGGUUUUGUAGAGGAGUUGGACAGUGUGACAGGAGGUAAUGCUGAUGCUCGGACGGCAAUGGUCCGCCACCAUUCUAAUCUCCAUGAACAUCAUGAAGAUGGCAAAGAUAGUGAUGGCGAUAACGAUGAUGAUGAUGAUGAAAGUGGUGAAGAAGAUGAUGAGAAUUGUGAUUGA